Messenger RNA from Balearica regulorum gibbericeps (East African grey crowned-crane), 852 nucleotides. Lineage: Eukaryota; Metazoa; Chordata; Aves; Gruiformes; Gruidae. The record is from RefSeq and is a predicted model, not a curated record.
AUGAAGCCAAUUGGAAAAGUGCUUUGUGCUACGGGGAUCGUAGCUGGGCUCGUAGCUUUCUUCUGGAAAGACCCUUUUAACCCAGAGAGUUUGUCUGGUGCCCGCGUUCUCCUGACUGGAGCCAGUGCUGGGAUUGGAGAGCAGAUGGCAUAUCAUUAUGCCAGAUUUGGUGCUGAAAUUGUUUUGACUGCUAGGAGGGAAGCUGUGCUGCAGAAGGUGGUGGAGAAAUGCCUGGCACUUGGAGCAAAGAAAAUAUUUUAUAUACCUGCAGAUAUGUCUUCCCCUUGGGUUCAGUUUGCUGUCCAAAAGCUGGGGGGACUGGAUUACCUGGUGUUGAACCACAUUGGCAUGACCCGUUUCCAGAUGUGGGCUGGAGAUGUGGAGUACACCCGCUGGCUCAUGCAGGUGAAUUUCUUCAGUUAUGUGGCACUCGCAACAGCAGCUCUUCCCACGCUGGAGAAGAAUAAAGGCUCUCUGGUGAUUGUUUCUUCCCUCACAGGGAAAAUACCCACUCCCUUCACCACUUCUUAUUCUGCCACCAAGUUUGCACUGGAUGGAUUCUUCAGCUCACUGCGCCAUGAACUCAUCAUGCAGAAGAGAAAUGUCUCUAUCACACUGUGCAUCCUGGGACUGAUAGAUACUGAUACAGCAUUAGAGAAUACCAGGGGCAAAGUGCACCUAACUGCUUCUCCUGCUCCUGAAGCUGCACUUGCCAUCAUCCAGGGGAGUGCCACGCGGGUGCAGGAGGUUUUCUACCCAUGGUGGCUGCAGCACAUAUGCUGCCUCUGGGUUUUGUCCCCCAGUGACCGGGACCAGGUUUUACAGAGUUACUAUAACUACAGCAGUCCUUAA